AUGGAUCAAUUUGCAGAAGAAAACGUCCGAUCAAGAUUUAACAUCGGUCCCAAUCAACAACUUGCCGACUUUCACUUUCGUGAGACUCGAUCUGACAUUCAAUCCUCUGUCAUCCUUCUUAGUCAGAGGGUAAAACGGCAGUAUAUGAGUGAAUUUGUGCUGCCCGAUGAUACGAGGAUCGCCGUUAGGCGGGUAGAGUCUUCAAUGCCGGCCGAUCACAAGCAAGUAGUGACCGUAAGCCUGGCUGUGAGGCAUCCUUUUGACUCCGUCUUGCCGCAGUUCGUGACUACCCCAACUGGUGAAAUUGAUGUCUGGAAGUCAGAAUGUGGUUCAACUACUACUCUAGAAACCUUGGGAGAGGCAACUACCGACAGUGGAGAUGAGGUCACUUUGGAGAAGCUCUCCGAAAAAGGGAAUCUGCGCAUUUUGGACUACCUGGACGAUGACGCGUGGGCGGCAACGCUUUUGGAGUGGGACUCGGGUGCCAACGGUGAAUUGCUCAGACAGCUAGAAGCUGGUUGUCGUCUUGAUCCUGACUCUUUCAGAAUGGAGCGUCUACAGCGUCGAAGGAACUGGAAGACAGUGGUUGAUAUUCAGCAGGAACCACAGACUCGCAGCCUAGGCUUCAGCAGAAAUGGCAGUGAAUCAGGGUCAUUAAACACCAGCACAACCACCCUGGAGUGA
Echinococcus granulosus is the source of this 684-nucleotide messenger RNA. RefSeq lists its product as hypothetical. The coding region runs from base 1 to 684 and encodes 227 amino acids. The record is from RefSeq and is a predicted model, not a curated record. The transcript is spliced from 2 exons. NCBI's taxonomy places the organism in Eukaryota, Metazoa, Platyhelminthes, Cestoda, Cyclophyllidea, Taeniidae.